GAUCAAUUGUCGUUCCUUCAGAAUCACAAGAUUUUCUGUCCUACAUUCAUUCGACGUUUCCUAGGCGUUGUCGAGUAGAAAAUCUCAAUUUUAGUUUUCAUCUGCUGUCCGUGCAUUUCGCCCAACUGCAGCCAUGGCUUUAAGCGACUCCGAUGUUCAGAAACAGAUCAAGCACAUGAUGGCUUUCAUUGAGCAAGAGGCCAAUGAAAAAGCUGAGGAAAUUGAUGCCAAAGCUGAGGAGGAGUUCAACAUUGAAAAGGGACGUUUGGUCCAGCAACAGAGGUUGAAGAUCAUGGAAUACUAUGAGAAGAGGGAGAAGCAAGUGGAGCUUCAAAAGAAAAUUCAAUCCUCCAACAUGUUGAACCAAGCCCGUUUGAAGGUGCUCAAGGUACGUGAGGAUCAUGUUCGCAAUGUCCUUGAUGAGGCCCGCAAGCGUCUUGGCCAGGUCACCAGCAACCAUUCCAAGUACCAAGAAAUCAUCAAGACUUUGAUCCUCCAAGGCCUCUACCAACUCUUCGAGACCAACGUGCUCGUCAGGUGCAGGGCUCAGGACAAGGACUUGGUUGAAGGUUGUUUUGAUGAUGUCGCGAGUCUGUACAAGACCGCCGUCGGCAAGGAAGUCAACCUGAAGAUCGACACCGAGAAUCCGCUCGGCGCCAACACCACCGGAGGCAUCGAAUUGCUCGCACAGCGUGGAAAGAUCAAGAUCGACAACACUUUGGAAGCCCGUCUGGAACUGAUCGCCCAGCAGCUGGUGCCCGAAAUCCGUACCGCCCUCUUCGGACGUAACGUCAACCGCAAAUUCACCGAUUAAAGUAUUUAAUAUUUAAAUCUUUAACACAGACAGUUCAAUAAUUAUAAUUAUGCAGACAUCAUAAUUCUCUCCUGUGUAUAUUGUAUUUGUAAAUAUCAGUUUUGUUGUUGUUGAAAAAAAAAAUAUGAUGAUGAAAGUAAUAACUGUUGUACAUGCUAUGUACUAAUUUAAUUCCAAUUCCAUUAUUCUUAGUCGUUUAGGAUUUGCCUAGUUUUUAAGUGAACGUUACAAAAAAAAAACAAACACGUACUAGAUACACUUUUGGUUAGUAGCAAUCAAAUUCACUGUAUUUUCGUUUAGGUGGCGGUGAAAUUCACCGCCCCCACAGAAACGAAUGCUAUCCAUAUUGUAUGUAAAAUAAAUAUAUUUAAAACCAGA
Messenger RNA from Nicrophorus vespilloides, 1192 nucleotides. RefSeq names its product V-type proton ATPase subunit E (gene Vha26). The coding region runs from base 134 to 814 and encodes 226 amino acids. Gene Ontology annotation, biological process: proton transmembrane transport. Gene Ontology annotation, molecular function: proton-transporting ATPase activity, rotational mechanism. Gene Ontology annotation, cellular component: proton-transporting two-sector ATPase complex, catalytic domain. Lineage: Eukaryota; Metazoa; Arthropoda; Insecta; Coleoptera; Silphidae. The transcript has 4 exons. The record is from RefSeq and is a predicted model, not a curated record.